AUGGCGAAAGAUACACCGAAAAAUAUGGAAGUCGACGAAUUACUGGACUACGACUUCACAAAAUUUGAUUUGAGUCCUAUGACUCAAUGUGAUCUUGCUGAUGACCGUUCUGCUGGUGAUCGUCCCGUCGAUGACCGUUCUGCUGGUGAUCGUCCCGUCGAUGACCGUUCUGCUGGUGAUCGUCCCGUCGAUGACCGUUCUGCUGGUGAUCGUCCCGUCGAUAACCGUUCUGUUGGUGAUCAUCCCGUUGGUGAUAAUCAACCAGUUGAUCGUCCUACAAUUUCUCGUCCUGCAGUUGCUACAAUUUCUCGUCCUGCAGUUGCUACAAUUUCUCGUCCUGCUGUUGCUAAAAUUUCUCGUCCUGCAGUUGCUACAAUUUCUUGUCCUGCAGUCGAUCGUCCUACAACGGCUAGAAUUUCUCGUCCUGCAGCCCAACAUGUUAGAAUUUCUCGUCCUGCAGUUGAUCAUAUAACUUCUCGUUCUACUGUUGAUCGUCCUGGAACUUCUGGUCCUGAUGCAGUUCAUCAUCCUACUGAUGAUCCUAUUGUUGAAAACGAGAGCGAUGUUUUAGAUUUACAGAGACAUAGAGGAAGAAGGAGUGGAGUUCGCCGGCAACAAGAACGAUUCAUGCAGUUUUUAUAUCAAUUGUCAUCUGCUCACUACAAUUGGG
Temnothorax curvispinosus is the source of this 670-nucleotide messenger RNA. RefSeq names its product translation initiation factor IF-2-like. The transcript has 3 exons. The annotation marks the transcript as partial. Lineage: Eukaryota; Metazoa; Arthropoda; Insecta; Hymenoptera; Formicidae. The record is from RefSeq and is a predicted model, not a curated record.